Molecule: messenger RNA, 1005 nt
Organism: Didymosphaeria variabile
Lineage: Eukaryota; Fungi; Ascomycota; Dothideomycetes; Pleosporales; Didymosphaeriaceae
Exons: 1
Coding region: 1-1005 (334 amino acids)
Source: RefSeq, a predicted model, not a curated record
AUGGAAGGCACAAUCAUCAUCACAGGACCCACCGGCGGCCUAGGAAGAGCCAUCCUCCACCGCAUCAAACAGCUAAACCACCCCUUCACAACAAUCCUAGCAGUCCGUUCCCUCGAAAGCGCGAAAACCCAAGCCCUCCGCGACUCCCUUGGAAAAGACCCCAGAUUCCGCAUCUGGCAUCUCGACCUAGAAAGCCUAGACUGCGUACGCACCUUCGCAACCUCCCUCCGCAUCUACGUCUCAACCGGCCGCCUCAAGCCCAUCACAGCCCUCAUCUGCAACGCAGGAAUGAUGUCCCGCUUCCGGCCAAAGUUCACGCACGACGGAUAUGAAAGGGUUUUCCAGAUAAACUACUUGGCGAAUUUCUUACUGGUUAACGCGCUGCUUCCGGCUAUGGAUUCGAGGAACUGCAGAGUAGUCUUCAUGACUAGCUUUACGCACGAUCCGACGUGUCUUCGUGCGAAGCUACUUCCUCUUCCUCGGCGAUUGUGGUUAGACUCCAAGAUGCUGGCGCAUCCUCCUGUCCCGCGGAGGAACAGUACGAAAGCUGGGUUUGCAAGAUACGCUAGAAGUAAGAUGUGUCUUAUGAUGUUCAUGCACUCGCUGCAGGAGCGUUUGGAUCGGAGUGUUGAAUAUAAGAAUAUUGCGAUUUUGGCUGUGGAUCCGGGUUUUAUUGGCGCGACUGAAAUUAUGCGGGAGCAGAAUCUCCUAUGCACGUUUGCGGUUGAGAAAGUUGUUACGCUUCUGACACCGAUUUCGGAGAGGUUGUUUUCCAAUUCGCUGUUACGGAGUCCCGAGCGUUCGGCGAAUGAUAUUGUACGGGUAGGACUUGAUCUAAAAACCGGGGGAGGCUCUGACACUGCAAAAGCUAUGGUUUGCAACGGCCACAAACUUGAGCAAAGCGGAAGAGAAUCGAGAGACCGGCAGAAGCAGAAGGAGCUAUGGGAUGUGAGUUUAUCUUUGGUAGGCCUGACGCUAGAAGAAGAGGCUUUUAUUGAUGAGUGA